Molecule: messenger RNA, 1350 nt
Organism: Aspergillus mulundensis
Lineage: Eukaryota; Fungi; Ascomycota; Eurotiomycetes; Eurotiales; Aspergillaceae
Exons: 1
Coding region: 1-1350 (449 amino acids)
Source: RefSeq, a predicted model, not a curated record
AUGGCUUCACGUAGUCCUUCUUCAUCUUCAUCAGACUCACAGCCUGAUUCACUAUCUUGUCUUCCACUUCCAUCUUUCUCAUCCCUUCUCCUGUCUUGCAUCCAGGCCCGCAAGACCAAGACCAAGACCUGGUAUCGCCGCCGACGAAGCCCUAACCCUACCUCAUCUACCUCGACAAGCAGCAGCAACAGGGAUUCCGAUUGCAUCCAUCCCAGCACAGCAUGUACAUGCACAUGCACCGCCCCUCCAGCAUACACAGACACCGAAAAGCAGUCCAGGCCGAGCCCCCAUCCUACCAUCACAACAGCCAACACAAACACAAACACAAUCUCCAUAACGCAAACAACCACCACAACGACCUCCAUCCGCAUCGUCGACCCCGACUCCUCCUCAGACUACGACUCCCACUCCAUCACAUCCGCCGACACAGACGUAUCCGUCUCAGACUAUGGAUGCGAGUGUGGGUUCGGCGGGUACGAGCAUAACUGCGACGAGGACAUCGAAGACGCAGACAUCGACAUGGACAAGAUCGCGCGGGCAUCAAGACCACUCCCGCCUCUUCCCGUGCAGACUCAGAGUACAAGUUCAUCGAGAAAGAGCCGCGAGAUGAGAACGAGACCACGCCUCUCUUGCAUCGAGGAGACGAUCCCCGAGGAAGAGGAGGACGAGUACCUCGCCCAGCAGCAGCGAGAGCAAGAUGAGAACGAAAAAGGGAAAGAAAAACAGCACAAGCGCACGACGUCCCGGCGAAAGUCCAUGAUCGAGCUGUUCAAUCUGUCUUCGUCGUCUUUGUCUUUGUCUUCCUCUUCUGGACCAACAAUGUCCGGACCAGGAUUGAACCUUUCCUUCUCGAAUCUGCACUUUCGGUUUCCCAUGCCGCCUCUCUGGGGGAGCGGCAGCCAUCACCAGCAAUACCGGACGCAAGAUGUGGACAAGCAGAACGUCCCUGGUAGUGGUGAUAAAUGCGGAGCUGGGUCUCAGGGAAGCAUCCGUCUUCAGAAUGUCGAGCGACGAAGACCAAUGUCCAUGUCCGCCUUAUCACUAUCUUUCUCCGCGUCUCCGGCGACAGUCGAGACGUCGAUAUCUGCCUCGCCAUUUCACGCGGAGGAGGAGAAAUCGUCUCGGCAACCCCUUGACGGAGACGGAGACGGGAAGUGUGAAGCUGAGGCUCAAAGUGAGACAGAGGCAGAGGCCCCAGGAGCAACAACGGCAACGAAGAAAGAGCGCCGCAUGGGCACGAUCCUCUUCCCGCCUCUGGCAUUUCUUUCCCGGUGCUCUGUUGGGAACAGUGAAAGCACAAGCACGGUAUCGAUAUCGACAACAGCAAACGUCGAUUCUCUUUUUUGCUAG